Molecule: messenger RNA, 511 nt
Organism: Microbotryum saponariae
Lineage: Eukaryota; Fungi; Basidiomycota; Microbotryomycetes; Microbotryales; Microbotryaceae
Source: the annotation of a GenBank genome assembly
AUGACCAUGGGCCCGCAUUCGCCUUCGAGACGCGCUUCGUGCUCGCGCUUGUACCGGUCACUAGUCAUUUUUUGUGAUCACUUUAGUGCAGAGGCUGUUAGGGAUUAGGUACCAAUAGUUACCACUGCUGAGAUUGAAGGGGCGCAGGUUCCGUUCCGCUUCACUACGUUCUGACAUUGAAGCAUAGCACGACAACAUGAUCCCAUGCUUGUUUCUCGACGAAGACCAGGACUACUAUUUGAACGACGAUGACUUCGAUCGAUUAUCGCCGCUCACCAACAUGACGAUCGCUGAGCUCCUCGCCUUCGAUGUCGCUCCCGCCGACGCGUCUCUUCACAUCGAGUUGUCCAAAGACGAGCCCAACCAGUAUUCGACCUUACCCUACCCGACUCUCCAGACCAGAGACGCGUUUCUCGCCACCGAUGCUCUGAUCAACGCACGCAAGAAUGGAUAUCGAUCUUUGGCCGUCGCGUCGACGCGUUUGCCGCUCGGCGCCGAUCGGCUAUGGUAG